Messenger RNA from Trypanosoma grayi, 528 nucleotides. RefSeq lists its product as hypothetical. The record is from RefSeq and is a predicted model, not a curated record. Lineage: Eukaryota; Euglenozoa; Kinetoplastea; Trypanosomatida; Trypanosomatidae. The transcript has a single exon. The coding region runs from base 1 to 528 and encodes 175 amino acids.
AUGAUGCGAAGAUUCUGCGACUUUGCAAAAAGGAACGAUGUCGAGGUUCGGGAGGAAAAUGUUCCUUUUUUUUAUUGUAAGUCUACAACUGGCCAAGAGCAGCGCGGUGCAAUACACAAGAACUUUGUUGACCUUACUGGCCUAAGGGAGAUCACCGGAUCCGAUAUUUCGGGCCGGCCUUCGACGAAAGACGGCCGCAAGCCCCAUAAAACAGGCCCGCCCCAUGGAGAGAUGGGAAUCGGAUCUCAUCAGCGAUAUGUUGGCAUUAAAAAACGAUCGGGUUACCCUGCGGCCCGCCAGGGUCACAGCCGGUCGGUGGGGCGAAAUCGCUCUACUCUAAAAGGAAAAUGCCAUUCCCCACCCAAAAAAAAAGGACACCCUCAUUGUAGAUUGGGGGGCCCUCCCAAAGACAUUCAAAAUCGACCCGCACAGAGCGGCGCGGCGCGUGGUUAUCAGGGGUGGGGGGAUCCAAAAAAGGCAAUAGGCGUUGCCAAGGGCGCGGCGGAGGGGAGCGGCCCACAACUUUAA